Torulaspora globosa is the source of this 2673-nucleotide messenger RNA. RefSeq names its product Rab GTPase-binding exocyst subunit SEC15 (gene SEC15). Gene Ontology annotation, cellular component: exocyst; membrane. Bases 1 to 2673 code for a protein of 890 amino acids. Gene Ontology annotation, biological process: intracellular protein transport; exocytosis; Golgi to plasma membrane transport. NCBI's taxonomy places the organism in Eukaryota, Fungi, Ascomycota, Saccharomycetes, Saccharomycetales, Saccharomycetaceae. The transcript has a single exon. The record is from RefSeq and is a predicted model, not a curated record.
AUGGAUCAGGAAGGACAAUAUCCACUAACGCAGGAGUUUCAAAAAGUCCUGCUCUCAUGCACUCCAGCCUCGUUAGUUAGGGAGAAGAACAGUGAAAAUGAGGAUUUAAAUACUAGUGAUAAAGCACCUCAUAGCGAGGAGGACUUCUUUGAUCUAGACACUCAGGUAUUUGAGAAAUGGACGCCAUUCUUAAGACAAAGCAUCGAAAAAGGCCAACUUGGGUUAGCUGCUGAAGAGCUCCCCAAUUCCAUAGAUGACAAUUUUGAAGGCUUGGAAAUGCAAUUCCUGCAUGACUCCCAGGUAAGUGACAAGCUAAAGAACUCGAUCGGGCAAGUAUCACAGAUUCAAGACCUGAUUGAGAACUCGUUAUUACAGGAGGUCAAUGAGCUGCAAGAGGAACUCACCCACUCAACAAAUGAGGUAAUUAUGAAGAAACAGCUUUAUGUGAAUAACAAAAAGACUUCGAUGAAAAUAUCAGAGGCGACAAUUUUGAUAAGUAAGAUACUUCAAAUCCUGGAACUUGCUAAUAAAUGCCAAGAGUUGAUUAUUGAAGCUGAUUUCUUUAAAGCACUGCAAAACCUCGACAGUUUGGAGAAGAUCUACCUGCAAGACUUCAAGGAUUACAACUUUCAAUUUUUGAAAGAGAUCUAUGCUUCCAUCCCGUUUUUGAAGAAGAGCAUAAAAGAUGAGUGCAUAAAUCUCAUAAGUAACUCUUUCAAUUCCAAUCUCGGAAAGAACUUGAAUACUGUAGGUGAGAAAGUUUUCAGCGUCUACGUCGAUGAGCUUGUGCCAAACUGGUUGCAAAAGCGUGAAGGAAUGAAGUUAGCAAAUUUCAAAUUCAACUCGCCCGUGGAAAUAUCACUUAGAGAUGAAGAAAUCUUGAGCAAAAUUGACUUGCUAGGGUUCUUCAAUUUAGAUGAGUUUCAUGACUCAAUACUAAUAUUUGAGACACUUGGUGAGCUUGACUAUCUGAUAUCAGAAACUAGCAAGGAAUAUGAUUUCAGGAAGACCAAACUGAUAGAUCCUCUAUCUUGGAAGAAAUCCAGGUCAACGCCACCUAGUCACAAACCGGGUGAUUUGUCAAAUGAUCCUUUUGCACAGGUACUGAACAUUGAACAUCUGAGGGAGUAUUUCCUCAAGAUCUUAGGGUUUCUGCUCUACGAUAUCACCUUAAACAAGUUCACCGACUUUACGCUUGUGAAUAAUAAUUAUAGUGCUACCAAUGAGUUUUGGGACGCUCUCAUGAACAGAAUGGAACCAUAUCUCAGAUACUUCGUCAGUGAUAAACUGAAAACUGAGGAGGAACUGACUCAGUUCAAGGACUUUUUGUGCGUUUAUGUUGCGAUUCUAGAAAAUUAUCAACUGGACAUCGAGCCGCUGCUCAGAAUCUUGGGGUCCAUAUUCUCGAAGUUCUGUCGCAUAACAAGCAUCGCAUUCAAAAACGAAUUCGAGAUCUUACUUAAUGAUGACGACUUUAUGCCAUUAACUAUCAAUGAUCGCCACCUUUACGAAAAGGUGUUGAAAAUAUGCUGGAUGAAAGAGGAUGAGCUAGUGAAGAGCCAGAAAGAUGCCACAGAUGAAAACGGCGAGUUUGUUGUAACUUUACCUUUUUCUCCUCUCUAUCCAAUGACUUGUACCCUAAUGAAGAAGACUUAUGCAAAGCUGACAGGUUUUAUUGGUUUUUUCUAUCGCCAUGAUCUGCACACGCUGAGUAACACUCUAGUCAACACCAUAGAUUCUAUUUUCAGCAAGGUUGUGAAUGAAAAGAUAAGAGCAAAGCUGGACACAACCUCGAGGGAAGAAAUUGCGCAAAUUCUGAUAAAUUUGGACUACUUUAUCGUAGCUGCAAGAGAAUUCAGCCAUCUCAUGACUAAGGAGAAUAUCAUGCAAAACCCAACACUAGAAAUAAAAUUAUCAUCGAUAAAAAAGUACAUUGAGAGUCGAAAAUACGCCGAAACUAAGCUUAUCGAGCUGAUCGAUACGAAAGUUUCAGAUAUUUUAGAGACCGUGGAAUUGGACUGGAAUGCUACAGUGACUAGGACGGAACCCGAUAUCUCGAUCAUCGAUAUUGCGCAGUUUCUAGAAAUGAUGUUUUCUUCCACCUUGGUCAAUCUGCCCUAUAGUGUUCAAACUUUGCUGAUUUUCAGAGAGUUCGACUCAUUAACCAGACAAUUUCUAGAUAUUUUACUCCACGGUACUCCUGAGCAUAUAUCCCAAGAAAGCGUGCUGAAUUUCGAAGUCGACAUCAAGUAUUUGGAAAGCAUAAUACCGAGAAUAUUUCCUACGUCCGGCGAAGAUAGUUUCAACAAUGGCAGCGAGUUACAGUCUCCCGUGACGGCAACAUCUCCGACGUUUAAUGGAAUCGGUCGCUCAGUAAAUUCUAUUGAGAACAAUAUCAAGUCGCUUGAAGCAACUUUCACUGAGUUAAAGCAGUGCAUUGAACUGCUCAAGCAGGAUAACUUCACGGAAUACGCAAACCCAGAAGUUAGGCCAAGAAAGUAUCCUCGAGUGAAGCCAGAAGAUGCCAGCAUUCUGAUACGAAAGGCUCAAGUACGCUCGUCUACUGCGACUGCCUUCGAGGACGACAGCCGUGGCUCACUUGGCGAAGAUUCAACUGGUCGGGACCUGAGCUCAAGUAGCAGCAGAAUCGCCAAGUUUUUCAAUAGGCAUUGA